UUCAAAACCCAUCUCUUUCUCCUUUCUCUCCUAAAUCCGCAUCAGCUGAGAAUUCUGAGUCCCACGGCUUGGGAUUCGAUUCAACCAUUUUCCGAUCUCGAAACUCUCUCAUAGGGUUUCUCCUUCUCUCAGAUCUUAGCUCUCCUCCACCUCUCUAAUGGCGAUGAGAGGUGUCGAUUUCAAGUGGUACGAUGGGUUCUUCUUGUCGAUGCUUGCCACCAGUGUAAUCAUUGUUGCUUUCAAUUGGAAGAAGUAUAGUGCCUGCGAUUACCCUUUGCAUAUUUGGAUUGUGGUCGAUUACACCACCGUCUUUAUCUUCCGCGUCUUUAUGUUUGUUGACAAUGGUCUUGCUGCUGGCCUUGGCUUGGAUUUUGGAAGUCAACAACGAAACAUUGGGUUUUGUGGGAGAGUGGUGGUGCUAUCCGUCCUAUCUCUGCUGCUGUAUCCAUUUCUGUGGGCUUGGACUGUUAUCGGUACUAUAUGGUUUACAAGGGCAAAAAGCUGUUUACCUGAAGAUGGCCAAAAAUGGGGUUUCCUCAUAUGGCUGAUGUUCAGCUACUGUGGCCUCCUCUGCAUUGCUUGCAUCUGUGUCGGAAAGUGGCUGGCGCGAAGAAAGGUGCACUCACUACGUGCGCAGCAGGGAAUUCCGAGUUCAGAGUUUGGUAUUGUGGUUGACAUGAUCAGGGUACCGGACUGGGCUUUUGAAGCGGCAGGCCAAGAGAUGAGAAGCAUGAGUCAAGAUGCUGCUACUUACCAUCCUGGACUUUACUUGACUCCAGCUCAGACAGAAGCUGUUGAGGCACUCAUUCAAGAACUUCCAAAGUUCAGGCUAAAAGCUGUCCCAGAUGAUUGCGGCGAAUGCUUAAUCUGCUUAGAGGAGUUCCAAAUUGGGCAUGAGGUUAGAGGAUUACCUUGCGCCCAUAAUUUCCAUGUGGAGUGCAUAGACCAGUGGCUGCGUUUGAACGUCAAAUGUCCUCGGUGCCGGAGCUCGGUCUUUCCAGAUCUUGAUCUCAGCGCAUUAUCCAACCUCCAGAGCUCAGAAGCACAACAGCCCUCCUCACAAGGGAACACACAAGCUCGGUACAUAAGAAGCCAACCACAAAGCGAGAGCUAUUUCUUGAGACUUCAACCCGUAAUUCACCCUGUCCACACAGACAUAGCUCUGGAGACUGCAGAGAAUGUUGGAGUUCCUCCUGUCUUGGCCGGUGGAUCUCUGUCUACGAGAUGAGAAAAAUAAGUUUGAGUCUGAAAAUUUUACCAUUUACUAACUCUUUGACUGAUUGAAGGGUGUAGAAAAAAAAAUAAACAUUUGGAGUCUACCCCGAUCCCCUUGAAAAGUUUUCACCUUUGAGGCUUUGACAGUCUUGCAAUGUAAAUAAAUUGUGGUUGAAAAAAGGAAAACAUCUUGGGGGGCUUUACAUUUUUUAAGAAUGAAUAAUUGUUUGUUCAGACUCUU
This is a messenger RNA of Brassica oleracea var. oleracea, 1456 nucleotides long. Its product is annotated as E3 ubiquitin-protein ligase SIS3. Gene Ontology annotation, biological process: sugar mediated signaling pathway. The transcript has 10 exons. The coding region runs from base 158 to 1228 and encodes 356 amino acids. The record is from RefSeq and is a predicted model, not a curated record. Gene Ontology annotation, molecular function: ubiquitin-protein transferase activity. NCBI's taxonomy places the organism in Eukaryota, Viridiplantae, Streptophyta, Magnoliopsida, Brassicales, Brassicaceae.